GUGUCCUCAGCCCGCCGGACCCGCGGGCCUCAGCUCGUUAGAGAUGCAGGCGCGUUUCGGACGGCGCUCGGGACUGUCGAAGGAAAGCACAGGAAUGAAGGACUGUGAAAAAGAUGACGUUCCCUAUCCACCUCUCCUGCCCAGAAAGGUUAAUCUCCAGGAGGUCACCAUAAUCCCACACAAUGAGUGGGAAAGGAUUCGGGGUAGCCUGGACAAGUUGACAAGAGAAGCAGCAGCCCUUCGUGCAGAAAGAACGGCAAAGAGAAGGAUGCACACCCAGUCCCAGAACUUGGUAAAACACUGGACUAACACAUACGCAGGAAUGAAAGAACAGAAGCUUAAAGCCAAGCAAAAGCGUGGUGAAGAGCUUGAGGCUGAAAGACAAAUUCUUGAUGUGGAGGAAGAACUACACAAAGAAGGAGAAAGAAAGAAGGCCAUUGAAAGCGCAAAGCAGUAUCAGUUUUACCAGACAGAAAGAGUGAAGAGCUUUCAUUCAGGACUUCUUCUCAGUAGAGUUAUGAAAGAGCGUGAUGCCCAGAUUCAGUACAAAAAGAAUACAGAAAAAUCAGAUAAAAAAUGGGAGGAGCAAUUGAAACUCAGCUCAGAAAAAGCUAUUAAAGAAGAGAAAGAGAAAGAAGAAAAACAGCGCCAAGCAAGAUUAGCUCUUGCCAAAGAUCAUCUGAAACAAAUAAAGGAACGUGAAGAGGAAGAAAAAGAAAGGAAGAAAAAUGAAGAAAAAGAUUCUGAGGAGAUAAAGCGGCAGAAUUUGCUGUAUGAAAUAGAAGUGAAAAAAAAACUAAGCAAGAAACAGAAAGAGAUAGAUGAAAACAAGAAACAAUUUUUUGACAGUAUACAUGAUAAAAACAUCAUCCGAGCUAUAGAACAACAGCAGGAAGAGGAGGAAGAUGAAAGGACCAUGAAAUUUAUCAAAGCCAAAAAACGUCUUAUGCAAAUGAGGCAAGACAAAGAAGCUGAAAUACAAAGGCUAAUGGAAGAGCGGAAAGAAAGAAUUAAUAACUUCCUAACUGAACUAAUGCAACAGAAACUUGAUAAUGAAGAUUUUAUUAUUGCAAGAGAUGUUGCUGAAGCUGAGGCUGAACGGGAGAAAGCAGAAAAAGAAAAAAAUGAAAAAACUCAAGCAGAACUGAAAGCAAUCUCAGAACAUAGAGCCACUGUGAUGAAAAAUAAAGAGGAAGAAGAAAGACAGAGAAAAAUCGAGUCUAAAGAACAAUUGCUGGCUCUCUUGGAGGCAGAUAAGCUCUUCCAGGAGCUUGAAAAGGAGAAAAAGCUCAAAGCUAGCAUAAAGCAACAAGAAAUUCAAGAUGCUCACGUUCAGAAAAUGGCUGUAAAUAAAUUCAAUGCAAGACAAUUGAAAGAAGAAGACUUGGAGUACUGGAGGCUCACUGAAGCCCUUGCAGCCGAGAAGGAGGAAGAGUUUCAGAAGUAUGCUAGAGAAGUGAUUGCAUGCGAAUCUGAAUCAACAAAGAAAUACACUUACCCUCUGGUCAGAGCUGUGCAGGAAGGAGUGGGCGGUGGGCAUGGCCCGCCCUUCGUAGGCAGAGGUGGGAUAAGACCCAGCUAUCAGGCAACUGAUGCCACUGGCAUCCAGCUCCCUUUCUAUAACUCUCAAGGAUCAAAGUUUGAUUUUCAGAAGUCGAAGAGAAGGCUAGGUUUUACGUGGUAAAACAAAAAACAAAAACAAAACAUUUUUAUGAUUGAUAAAUUUUAUUGUAGCCAAGUAUGAGCUACAAAUAUAAUGGAAUUUCUGGUAAUAAAGCUACUACUCAUCUUUAUAAAUGUUCAGGAGUCUGUGCAUGUGUGUGUAGAUUCCAGAGAACAGCCUGGGGUGUUUUUUCUUACCCCGCACCCACCUGUUUUAGAAAACUGAACCUCUCAGUGGCCUGGAACUCGACAAGCAGGCUGACCAGUGAGCCCCAGGGAUCUGCCUCUCUCCAUCUCCUCAGCACUGGGAUUACAAGUUUGUGUUAUUACACAGGAGUUUUCCUCUAAUGUGGGCUCAAAGUCAGGUUCUUACUUCACUGACUGAGCUGUAUGCUCAGCCACACAAUGUCAGUUUCAGUUAAAAUGUUAUCAGUAGGACAAAGCGCAUUCCAGGAUUGUACAACCUUGACCUUGUACGAAUGGAGCAGUACCUCAGCUCCCCUCCACACAGCCUCUGCUUUGUCUGUAAGAACGCAGCCAUGCUGUGGACCUCAGAGUCUGCUUUACGUCACAGAGCGUGUUUCUGUGUUGUGUACCAUGUCAGUACUUCGUUCUUACGGCUAAAUCAGGGCUGGCUCUUAACAGACAUUCAUGUGCUUGUUCAACUUGUCACUCAGUUCUCCGUUGUUCAAAGCUUUAUUGUUACUAAUAUGCUUAGACAGUUUCGACUUCUGUUUCUUGUGUGAAGUAUACCUCCAAGACUGAAAAUUACUUAAAAUAAUUGUAUAUGUAGCAUUAUUGACUUGAUACAAAAGAUCACUGAGUUUUUACGAACUGAACUUUCCUUUUUAAAAGUUGUGAUAAAAAACCGAACAUGAGCUAGCACACGUCGAAGUAUGGCUUAAUAGUGCUAAGUAUAUUUUUAUUACUAUGCAGUUUCUGGAUGUUUGUUAUUCUGCACAACUGAAGUUAUACUCAAAGUAUCCCUCAUUCUCUCCUUCCCUCAGCUUUGGUGAACCAAAGCUACAACUCUGUACCUACAACUCUGGCAGAACACCUCAUAUAAAUAGAAUCGUACAGUAUGUACUUAAACGUAUUUAUUUUCAUGUGUGUUUUGCCUACAUGUAUGUAUAUGCACUAUGUGCAUGACCUGUGUUCAGAGGCCAGAAAGGGGUGUUGGACUCCCCGGAACUGGAUUACAGAUAAUUGUAAACUACCAUGUGGGAGCUGAGAACCAAACCAGGUCCUCUGCAACAGCACUCCAAGUCUCUGAGCCGUCUCUCCAGCCCCGAGGGUCAUUUCUUCUUCCUUUUUAGAUGCGUCCAUGUAGCCCAGGCGGUUCUCGAGCUCUUUCAAGUGACUGUGAGGUUGUGUCUCUAUUAGUUUGUUCUGGGAUUUAGCCCAGGGCCUUGCCACCUUGGUGGUGGUUACUGUCCCGAGUGCAUGUGAUUUUUUUUUCCGAGACAAGAUCUUAUGUAGCUCAGGCUGAUCUCAAACUCACAACCCCUCCACCCAAUCUCAUCAGCUUCCCAACUACUAGGAUUAUAUUCGGGCAUCACCACACUGAUGACCCUUUCAUAUUUUUAUUGGUUGGUGUGUGUGUGCGCCAAAGAUAAACCUUAGAUCUUUUUCAAGAGCCACCCAUCUUUUUUUUGGGGGGGAGGGGGGAGUCAAAGGUCUCACCCUUCUCCACUCCCCCUCUUCCUGGUGCUUGCAUUGCAAGUGCAUGCCAUCAUGUCCAGCUUUUGGAGUACUGGGGACCCAGUGCACAUCCUCAUGCUUACACAACAAAGUACUUUACAGAUUGAGCUGUAUCUCCAGCACCUACCGUUUAUUUUUGUUUUGUGUGUUAUUUUUUGUUUCUUUCCAAGACAGGGUUUUUAUGUGUGUAGUCUUGGUUCUCCUGCCUGGACUUGCUUUGUAGACCAGGCUGAGCUCAGAGAUCCGCCUGCUUCUGCCUCCCAGAGUGCUGGGAUUACAUCUCUGCUUAUUUUUAAAAUCAAAGGUGUAUUACUUUUUCUUUUCUCCCUGGCAGAUUUAGCUGCAUGAAUGUGUUUGUUCAUUCAACAACUGGCAAAGGCAUAUUCUGGUGGUUUUUUGUCCUUUGCUAUUAAAAAUC
Meriones unguiculatus (Mongolian gerbil) is the source of this 3781-nucleotide messenger RNA. RefSeq names its product cilia and flagella associated protein 210 (gene Cfap210). The transcript is spliced from 9 exons. NCBI's taxonomy places the organism in Eukaryota, Metazoa, Chordata, Mammalia, Rodentia, Muridae. The coding region runs from base 44 to 1684 and encodes 546 amino acids. The record is from RefSeq and is a predicted model, not a curated record.